AUGGCGUCGAUAGCGCUACCGCGACACCAAGCCAUGCCGAGUCCUGAUUAUGCCUACCGCAUGGGCUCAGCCAUCCACCAACGGAGUACCUCAAUGAGCUCACCUGUGGAAUUAGUCCCGAAUCCUCACUUCGUGUUUCCCAUGAGAGCUGAAGAGCCUCCCCGGUCGGAGUCUCCAGCAUUGAAGAACUCCACAAGCCGUCCUGUCUCACUUCCACCAGCGAGGCGUGGUGUCGGCACUGGCUCUGGUCAGCGUCGGUCUGCCAGUGCUCUUCCAGCCUUCAGCUUCAACCCUUCCGGCUCCUCCACCUCGACCCACACAACUACACCACCAGACUCUCCGCUACCACCUACGAUGCCGGUGACGCCUUCGAGAGCAGUGGGUCACAGACGUGGCGGCAGUGAGUUCAUUGGCGGAGACGGAAAGGCAGGUGGAGCGGGUCUGAGGAGCUCCAGUCCGACCAAGGGCGAAGGCGUCCUUCCUGCACCGACGUCCGAAGUGAUAUUCGGACCGCCAGCAGGCAGGCGUGGUCACGCCCACCGCAGGUCGGGCGCUGUCUCUUGCCAUGAUCUCUCGUCCAUAUUACAGCCAAAGGACGCCAACACCAGGACACAAGCGGGAAGCGCUCCCGUCACACCGCUGAAAGACGAAGUGAAGCCUCUGUUGUCGACCAACCUGGAUCAGGGCGCUCCGCCAUCAUCUUUGCGACGUCACUCGGCUGAGGAGUCCGGACUGUUCCGCAGCGACUCGGACUCAUCGCCGACACGGCGACCUUUUUCACGUGCGCGAGUCGGGUUCUCAGAUCGCAUAGAGUACAUCCGUCCCUUGUCCACCAUUUCAUCCGAAACCGAGAGCUCUAUAUCCACUCUGCGCGGCCACUCCGUAUCUGGCAGUCUCUCGUCCGUCAUCAGCUCUGGGGCAGCAAGCCCUCCGCCAUCGAGGAUGACAAGACCGUCCUUAAACACGACCUUUGAGGAUGGAAAUGGACGCAGACCAAACACUGCCGGAGCGAUUCUGGAUGGAAUUGCCGCGAGGCAUUCUUUUGGCGAACUAUCAGCUGCACCAAAGAGACCCAUGUCUGCGAUGGCGACCUCGCCUAAUCCGUCUGGGUCUACCGGCAGCCCGGUCAGCCCUCAUAUCAAGACGAAGAGGAGGGCUAUCUUCGGCUUUGAAAACCGCCGCAGUGAACCGACACUCCCCGCCACUGAGGCGGCAUUCUCCACCUCGCCUCCCAGGUCUCCCCUGGUGUCGGACGAGGCAGCCACUACGGAUAUUGGCAAGGUUGAAUCCGAUGAGGAACAGUCGACGUCAAAGCGGAAACCCAACUCGAAGCCACCGAAGGUCAUGUCGUGGGCCAAUUCUCUGAUAUCCCGACGGUCCUGGUCACAUGGUGCCCGUGUCAAGCCUGCGGUACCUCUAGAGCCCGAACCUGUGUCUCACGAUCGCAUUCCCUCGCCUGCUCUUGCCUCGCCUGCCUCGGAUGACGGUAGUGUCUUCGGCAAUUUUGAUGUUGACGACACUGUCACGAUCGUCUCUACGCCUGCCAACGUAGCCUUGCAAUCGAAAUUGCGGACCAAUCUGGCACCCUGGAGGCCGAAAGAGCGAACCUACUCGGAUUCGGAUGCUGAUGCCCUGAGUCCCACCAUCGAUCUAGACGCAGCCAUGGGACCCUUCAAUUCAUCAUCUCUCGGUUCCGGCGCAAGCCCCCGUCUACGUGGUCGUGAUUUCGCAGUGGCUCGGAGGACGAUGCACAGUGCAAGUGGCUUCGCAGGUUUCCAAAACCACCGAAGAAGCGAGAGUGCGCCUGCCCUGGUUCCCUUCCAGUUCAUGCCUGCGGCGAUGGCAAGCAAUACCAGCAUGCCAGAUGUGUUCGAGGAAGACGAGGAGGAAGAAAGCGUGCCAAAGAUGGGUAGCGCGAGUUCUUCGCCCCCUGCAAAGUUUACAGGCGCGGAUGACGAGGAAGAGCAAAGGAUGGGCGUCCAGGUUGUUGAGGCCGACAGCGCCAAGAACGGUCGGGCGAUGGACUGGAGCUUCGACAACGGCCUAGGUAUUCAGCGUCCGAAGCUGGAGAGGCAAGUUAGUCCCAUGUCCAAAGUCGAUCAGGCGGCGGUACAGGAUUCCGUGGGUACCCCAUCGCUGGAUCCUACUCAGGCUGUAGUCCCUCGCGGAACGAGCCCAGUAGAAGUGGUCGACGAUGACGAGGAGCCCCGAACAUAUUCGAGGGCCAGGUCAUCCGACUCGUCCGCUACUCCUACGCUUCUUUCAGAGGAACUCAAGGAGCCGCCGCCUCUGAUGAUCCACCAGCUUCCCGUCCCUCAUCAGUCGUUCGGGACACCAGACACGAUCACGACCUCAUCCUUCUCGUCGCCUAAGUUCAGCGUCAGCCAGACUUCCCUAGACACUCCUCGACUCGGCACAGCCGCAUCUUCGGUUGCCGAGAACCGCCACCAUUCGCUCUUAGCAGGCGAACCGGGCCCCGACAUGCGCAUCUCUGUGGAUGAUGUACCUUCUUUGACCAGCAGCAGAUCUACAAUGACCAGUGCUAUGCAGAACCCCUUCACUACAUGCGCUCCUCGCUUUCCUGGCGGUCGGUCGGAGUCGGUGACCUCACUCCCUCGCGCUGAGUCCACGGAGCGUAGAACGAAGCGCUCCAGCAUCGCGAGUCUGUCCAGGCUUAUGGGUGGCUCUUUUUCGGAGAGGAGCAAGCUGUCAAUCGAGCAUACAGCUCAGACAGAAUCAGCACGGCCUAUGACAGCUCCCAAGCCGAAGACGGCCCGGCGCCUCAGCAAAAUGAUGCUUUUCUGGAAACGAAAGGAGUCGACCUGA
This is a messenger RNA of Coniosporium apollinis CBS 100218, 2826 nucleotides long. RefSeq lists its product as uncharacterized. The record is from RefSeq and is a predicted model, not a curated record. The transcript has a single exon. NCBI's taxonomy places the organism in Eukaryota, Fungi, Ascomycota, Dothideomycetes. Bases 1 to 2826 code for a protein of 941 amino acids.